UUGAGGUGAUUAUUUUCAAGAUUUCAGAACGAUUUCUGGAACAUUCCACGGAAAUCUCCACUCUGAGAAGAAACAUGAGUCACCAGAGAAAUAAGGAUGAUAUAUUUGCUGAGUUCUUUGGGAACUCUAGCCCUUAUGGUCCGAGAAAUGCGAAUGAUAUAUUUGGUGGGGUCUCUAGCCCUUAUGUUCCGAGAAAUGGGGAUGAUGUAUUUGCUGAGUACUUUAGCCCUUCUGGCAGCGGUGGCGGCAGAGAAGGAGGAGGUGGUGGUGGUGGCGGCUCAUCGCAUCACGGUGGAGCUAGGAAGGCAGCUCCUGUUGAAAAAAAGUUGCCUUGUAGCCUUGAAGAUCUUUACAAAGGAACCACCAAGAAGAUGAAGAUCUCUAGGGAGAUUGCUGGUGUCUUUGGCAAGACAAUGCAGGUAGAAGAGAUUUUGACUGUUGAUGUGAAACCAGGGUGGAAGAAGGGCACAAAGAUCAUAUUCACGGCGAAAGGAAAUGAGCAACCCGGUGUGAUUUCAGCGGAUUUAGUCUUCAUCAUCGAUGAGAAGCCUCAUCCGAUUUUCACUCGAGAUGGUAACGACCUCGUAGUCACACAGAAUAUCUCAGUUCUCGAGGCCUUUACCGGCUACACCGUCAACCUGACUACACUUGAUGGUCGGAGACUGACCAUCCCAGUCAACACUGUGAUCCAUCCCGAGUACGUGGAAGUGGUUCCAAAUGAAGGAAUGCCAUUGCAGAAAGACCAGACUAAGAAAGGCAACUUGACGAUCAAAUUUAACAUCAAGUUCCCUACAAGGUUAACCUCAGAGCAGAAGACAGGAUUGAAGAAAAUUCUCGGAUGAAUUGAGUUAAAAUCAGCCCAUUCCAGACAACACAUUGUAGAAUACGACAGGAAGUAUCAAAGCUUCUAUAUAUCUUGUUGGAGAUGGCAGGGAUUGUGAUUAAAUAAUGUUGUGCCCU
Molecule: messenger RNA, 960 nt
Organism: Arabidopsis arenosa
Lineage: Eukaryota; Viridiplantae; Streptophyta; Magnoliopsida; Brassicales; Brassicaceae
Source: the annotation of a GenBank genome assembly